Oncorhynchus kisutch (coho salmon) is the source of this 3653-nucleotide messenger RNA. Its product is annotated as gap junction alpha-5 protein. NCBI's taxonomy places the organism in Eukaryota, Metazoa, Chordata, Actinopteri, Salmoniformes, Salmonidae. The transcript has 2 exons. The coding region runs from base 705 to 1883 and encodes 392 amino acids. Gene Ontology annotation, cellular component: connexin complex. The record is from RefSeq and is a predicted model, not a curated record. Gene Ontology annotation, molecular function: gap junction channel activity involved in atrial cardiac muscle cell-AV node cell electrical coupling. Gene Ontology annotation, biological process: heart development; atrial cardiac muscle cell to AV node cell communication by electrical coupling; cell-cell signaling.
CCCUGCGCAGGCUAGCAUUCUCACCCUGGGACGGCACAGUGCUCCAGCACUACUACACUCUACGCUAUAAAGAUCCUACUCAACUCUACUCUACUCUAUUCUACUUUACUCUACUCUACAAAGAUCCUACUCUACUCUACUCUACUCUACUCCGAUCCUAAUCUACUCUACUCUAUUCUACUCUACUCAGAUCCUAUCCUAUCUACACUACUCAGAUCCUAUUCUAUCUACUCUAUUCAGAUCCUUUCUAAUCUACUCCAAUCUACUCUACUCAGAUCCUAUCCUAUCUACUCGACUCAGAUCCUAUCCUAUCUACUCUACUCAGAUCCUAUCCUAUCUACUCAACUCAGAUCCUAUCCUAUCUACUCUAAUCUACUCAGAUCCUACUAUACUCUGCACAGAUCUUACUCUACACUACUUUACCCAGCUCCUUUUGAUGACAUCUGAUGCUGUCUGCAAGAGGUACGACUCAGCAUCACUGACCUCCACCAACCUCUGUCCUCCAAGCCAGCACAUCUCCACUCAUCCGACCAGGUCACCACUCCUCUACGUCCCGGUCCCAUCCUCCAUCCUCCACUCCAUCCAUCUCUGAGGGGAAGACAUUGCUAGGAAGCAGCUCCAAGGACCCUCUUCCUCAGUGUUGACAGCCAUCACCAUCUGCAGCAAGAACAGGUGUGCCAGUGACCUGUGACGAGUGAACCAUCAUGGGGGACUGGAGUCUUCUGGGGAACUUCCUGGAGGAAGUUCAGGAACAUUCCACGUCGGUGGGGAAGGUGUGGCUCACCGUCCUCUUCAUCUUCAGGAUCCUGGUGCUGGGCACAGCCGCUGAGUCCUCAUGGGGAGAUGAACAGAGUGACUUCCUGUGCGACACCCAGCAGCCUGGUUGUACCAACGUCUGUUAUGACCGGGCGUUUCCUAUCGCACACAUCCGCUACUGGGUCCUACAGAUCGUCUUCGUGUCCACACCAUCACUGAUCUACAUGGGCCAUGCCAUGCACAUAGUGCGGAGGGAUGAGAAACGAAAAAGGAGGGAGCAGGAGAAGACAGAGGGGAUGGAGGAGGAGGAGGAGAGGGGAGAGGGGGGGAGCGUAUCGGGGGAGAAGGUGUAUCUCCAGCAGAGGGAUUGUGGGAAGGUGCUGGAGGCAUCUGGGCGAGUUCGCCUGCGGGGGGCGCUGUUAUCCACGUACAUUCUGAGCAUCCUGAUCCGCACUGUGAUGGAGGUGAUCUUCAUCGUGGUCCAGUACAUGAUCUAUGGAGUCUUCCUCAGGGCUCUGUACCACUGCAAGGCCUGGCCCUGCCCCAACCCAGUCAACUGCUACAUGUCCCGGCCCACAGAAAAGAACGUAUUCAUCGUCUUCAUGCUGGUGGUGGCAGGUGUCUCCCUCCUCCUCUCUGUGGUCGAGCUCUACCACCUGGCCUACAGGCGGUACAGGAAGUGCAGACGCACUCGUGCCUCCCUCAAAAACACCACUCAUAAUGCUGUGGCAAUCCCCUUCACCAGGGACCCCGACAACCCGACCAGUCACAACUCCCCAGGCUGCACCCCUCCCCCUGACUUCCGCCAGUGCUUGGUGUUGUCGGGGACAAUGACCCCCUUGACCCCUGUGAACCCCAUGAACUCCAUGCCUUCUCACCCCUUCAACAACAGAAUGGCGCACCAGCAGAACUCCGUCAACAUGGCCACCGAGCGUCACCAUUCCCAUGACGACCUGGAGGGAGAGGGAGGUUUCCUGAGGAUGAACUACACCCAGGUGCCAGGGGAGAUGCCCAGCGGGUGCUCUGCGCCACCCUUACUGCAUACCGCGUACCUGAAGGACAAACAGAGUCUCAGUAAGAUCAGCAGCACCAGCAGCCGGGUUCGACCAGACGACCUGGCCGUGUAGAACCAGACAGACGGAGAGAGAGAGACAGAGAGGGGCUUAGAAGGUGCGGAGGGAGCGGACUUUCAGACACACAGAGAGAGAAAUGCCCUGCUUAGAGGAGAGUGGAGCAGGCUGGGUCUAUAUACCCAGCCAGAGACAGAGAAGGGGAGCAGGCAAGGCAGACACUGGGGCUAAAGAUGGAUGUGUUAGCAAACUCCAAGUGAAGGGCUCCAUUCAGCCCAAAUCUGGGGGAACUGUGGAAGAUUGCCUGGCCUAGGACUCCAUAAACACUAUAGGAAGAAAGACCUUGGGGUCUGUAAGCUCCCUGGGAGUGGGUUGGGGGAAGUGGGAACAUCUGCAUAUUGGACUGAGCUUUGAGACUGUGACCGUUGGUGCUGGGAGAACUGGUUGUUUUUGUUAGAGCAACAAGUGGCUGGCCAAGCUUGAAACAUGGACUUUCAUAACGUUGAUCAAAUAUUGACAUGGAAGCUAAAUAUAAAUAUACCUUUUAAAUCACUGUGUGGAAAAAGCCUUCAAAUAAAUAACAGAUAAUUGCAUUGUAUGUUUUUGAUGUUUUAAAGUACCUUUUUAAAGUCUGAGAAUAUUGUACUUUAAACUUGCACAUUCACUAUGCUAAAAACUGUCCCACUGUCUGUCCAACUGCCCAUUAUAAUAACAAACAUUUACAAGCUUGCAAAUGUAAACACGCAUGCACAAAAACACACACAUGCACACACUGCUGUCAUAGAAGGACAAAACCUUAUCCUCAGGGGUCUGACCAAACAGUGUUGCCCCGAUCCCUGGCAUCCAGUGACGGAAGCUAUUUGCAGCUGUCAUGUUGUUUGGAAAGUGAAAUUGUGACACACAUCCCUGCAAUGGAAUCCAUUGUGCAUUAUAUCACCUUCAAAUAUAGCAGGAGCAACUGUUUUCUCUGUGUUUAAUCCUGAUGGCAUACAAACAGAAACAUAGCACCAGCAUUGUCUUCCAGUCAGAAGUCAGAACAAGGGACAGCUGUGCCAAAAUAAUUGAUUUCUCUCCAUUCAACAGACGCUUAGACCAAUAAUUACAGAGGGUUGUAUGCACUCAGGUACAAAUAAUGAAGAGCUAUGCAAAAGUGCCUACAAAAUGUGAAUCUGCAAAAUGUUCAAAGUCAAAGUCUUUUAGCUCCAUAUUAGAUGUGUGAACAUGUCCUGAUAUCAUUUAAAAGUGUGUUCAAGAGCCAUAUACAGUAUGUAUACAAAUAAUUUACCUUCAACGGAGGCACAAGUUUGAAAAGUUGAUCAUCCUUCAGUAUAUUUCAGCAUUUCUUUUUUUGUUAACCACUAGGUGGAGAAAUUUCCCCUUGAACCUUUAAAAUACAGUGUAGUUCAUUCAUUGUGACUGUGCAACUGUUGAUUGUCACAUUAGUAGCUAUCCACCUCUCUUCCAUAUCUUUUCAUCGUUGUUUAAAUGUGAUUUAUUUUUGUUUAACUGUGUGAGGCUGGUCAGAAAAUGACAUGUCUAGGCCUAUAGGCUAAUAGAGAAGGCAUAACCACAAUCUGUGGAGUUCUCAACUGAUUUUGCACUAGACUAGGCCUUGUGGGGUUUGGACUAUAAAGACCCCUUUGUAAUUACAUGAAUCAUAUUUUCUUUUUCUAUAGAGAGCAACAACCAGUAAUUUACAGUAAUAGUAUUUUGGAAUGCCAACAAACGGGUGACUGGUUGACGUUUCUCUGUGCACAUUUCAAUGUCAUUGUGUUUUUGUAAAGUCUGCAAUAACACGAAUAUGUCAAAUAAAUUGUUCUCCCAGAA